UUUAUCGAUCGACAUCUAUUCCGAAUGCCUUUAAUUGUAAUGUGUGGUUUCCCUUCUAGUGGGAAGACAAGUCGUUCAACACAAAUUAUGCAAUAUUUUAUUGAUCGUUUUAAUAAUGAAAAUAAACCCAAUUCAGUUCAUUUAAUAAAUGACGAGUCGUUAGGGAUAAGUAAAGACAGUUAUAAAGAUACACGCCUUGAAGAAAAGAAAUCUCGUGGAACACUUAUUUCCGCUGUCGAAAGAAUGAUAUCGAAAGAUGACUUGUUAAUUGUCGAUGCCAUGAAUUAUAUCAAAGGAUUUCGAUAUCAGUUAUACUGCAUUGCACGCGCUAUUGGUACACCCCAUUGUGUAGUGUAUUGUGGGAUUCCAGUUGAGAUUGCCAAAGAAUGGAAUUCCAAACGUGUUGAAAGUGGUUAUGAUACAACAGUAUUCGAUGAACUUGUUAGUCGAUUCGAAGAACCUGAUGAUCGAAAUCGUUGGGAUUCACCACUAUUUACAGUAUUUUAUAAUGAUGAAGCAGUUCCUUUUGAUGGUAUAUGGGAUGCUGUUAUUAAUAAAAAAGCAAAGCCUCCCAAUUUAUCAACUGUUUCGAAACCAGUAAGCGAAACAAAUUAUUUAUAUGAACUUGAAAAAACCACCCAAGAUAUAAUUAAUGAAGUUUUGGAUGCUCAAAAACAUAAUGUUGGAGGUGGUGCUGUAAAAAUCUCUCGUACAAAUCGAACAGUCAAUCUUCCUUCACGUACGAUAACAUUAUCAGAAUUUAGAAGAUUAAGAAGACAAUUUACAAACAUCAAUAAAAUGCAUACGUUAUUAGAUAUGGAUCGAGUAGCUGAACUAUUUGUUGAAUAUUUAAAUACAAAUAUUAAUCGAUAACAUUACAAAUAUUUAUUAAAGUUCUAUUGGUUAACGUGAAAAAUUCUUUGGUUACGUUCUUUAUCAUGUAAAAUAGAGCUGAGAGAUUGUUAAAAAUAGAAAAAUUCUUGUAAAUUCUGUUCAAAUUAUCCAAAAAAAUUUCUAAAUUAAAAUCAUUAGUAUAAAUUA
Messenger RNA from Rhizophagus irregularis DAOM 181602=DAOM 197198, 1041 nucleotides. Lineage: Eukaryota; Fungi; Glomeromycota; Glomeromycetes; Glomerales; Glomeraceae. The record is from RefSeq and is a predicted model, not a curated record.